Molecule: messenger RNA, 2924 nt
Organism: Paramormyrops kingsleyae
Lineage: Eukaryota; Metazoa; Chordata; Actinopteri; Osteoglossiformes; Mormyridae
Source: RefSeq, a predicted model, not a curated record
CUUUGACGCAUCAGUAAUGGCGAACCAGUAACAGAAGAAAGUGCGGUUCUUUGUAGCGGGUGUUAAUUCAAAUAUCGUCAACAUGUUGCCUACUCGUUUUAAAAAUCUCUAGUAUAAUUUAUAAAAAAAAAAAAAAAACUGUUGUCCCUAUGAGCUUUUAUGGUAUGUUUCUGAUUUUAUUCGUCUUCUAAACAGCUAUCUAGUUACCAAAUUUGCCCUGUGUCUCUGAGUUUCCAUAGUGGAGGAAAAUGACGUCCAUUAUCAAGCUGACGGCUCUGUCGGGGGUGCAGGAGGAGUCGGCACUGUGCUACUUGCUGCAGGUCGACGAGUUUCGCUUCCUGCUCGACUGCGGUUGGGACGAGAGCUUCUCCAUGGACAUCAUUGAUGCCAUUAAAAGGCAUGUUCACCAGGUGGACGCUGUGCUGCUCUCUCAUCCAGACCCCCUGCAUCUUGGUGCUCUGCCCUAUGCUGUUGGAAAGCUGGGGCUCAAUUGCACCAUUUAUGCCACCAUCCCGGUGUACAAGAUGGGACAGAUGUUCAUGUAUGACCUAUAUCAGUCACGCCACAAUACUGAGGACUUCACCUUGUUCACCCUGGAUGACGUGGAUUCAGCAUUUGACAAAAUCCAACAAUUAAAAUAUUCACAGAUCGUCAAUUUGAAAGGGAAGGGACAUGGCCUGUCCAUCACUCCCCUGCCAGCGGGUCACAUGAUCGGCGGCACCAUCUGGAAGAUUGUGAAAGAUGGUGAGGAGGAGAUCGUGUACGCAGUGGACUUCAACCAUAAGAGGGAGAUUCACCUUAACGGCUGCUCCCUGGAGAUGGUGAGCCGGCCCUCGCUGCUCAUCACGGACUCUUUCAACGCCUCGUACGUGCAGCCACGCCGGAAGCAGCGUGACGAGCAGCUUCUCACCAAUGUGAUGGAGACGCUGCGCGGCGAUGGGAACGUGCUGAUCGCCGUGGAUACCGCGGGCCGGGUGCUGGAGCUGGCACAGCUUCUCGAUCAAAUAUGGAGGACGAAGGACGCUGGCUUGGGGGCCUACUCCCUCGCGCUGCUCAACAACGUCAGCUACAACGUGGUGGAGUUCUCCAAGUCGCAGGUCGAGUGGAUGAGCGACAAGCUGAUGAGGUGCUUCGAGGACAAGAGGAACAACCCCUUCCAGUUCCGUCACCUGUCCCUGUGCCACAGCCUGGCUGACUUGGCCCGCGUGUCCAGCCCCAAGGUGGUGCUGUGCAGCCAGCCGGACCUGGAGUCUGGAUUCUCCCGUGAGCUCUUCAUACAGUGGUGUCGUGAUGGCAAGAAUUCGGUCAUCCUAACAUACCGGACCACGCCUGGCACCCUGGCUCGAUACCUGAUCGACAAUCCGGGCGAAAGGAUCCUUGACCUCGAGAUCAGGAGACGGGUAAAGCUGGAAGGGCGGGAAUUGGAAGAAUACCUGGAGAAAGAAAGGCUGAAGAAAGAGGCAGCAAAGAAGUUGGAGCAAGCAAAAGAGGUAGAUGUUGACUCCAGUGACGAGAGCGACAUGGAGGACGAUCUGGAGCAGCCAGCCGUGGUGAAGACCAAACACCACGACCUGAUGAUGAAGGGGGAGGGCAGUCGCAAGGGCAGCUUCUUCAAACAGGCCAAGAAGUCUUACCCCAUGUUCCCGGUGCACGAGGAACGGAUCAAGUGGGACGAGUACGGAGAGAUCAUUAGACCAGAAGAUUUCCUGGUGCCCGAACUCCAAGCCACCGAGGAGGAGAAGAACAAGCUGGAGUCGGGAAUGGCGAACGGAGACGAGCCCAUGGACCAGGACCUCUCUGACGUGCCCACCAAGUGCACAUCUACCACAGAGACGAUAGAGAUCAAAGCCAGGGUCACCUAUAUCGACUAUGAGGGCCGGUCAGACGGAGACUCCAUAAAGAAGAUCAUCAACCAGAUGAAGCCGCGGCAGCUGGUUAUCGUGCAUGGGCCACCCGAGGCCAGCCUGGACCUGGCCGAGUCCUGCAAGGUCUUCAGCGGCAAGGACAUCAAGGCGUACACCCCCAAGCUGCAGGAGACCGUGGACGCCACCAGCGAGACUCACAUCUACCAGGUGAGGCUGAAGGAUUCGCUGGUGAGCUCGCUGCAGUUCUGCAAGGCCAAGGAUAUGGAGCUGGCCUGGAUCGACGGCGUCCUGGACAUGCGCGUCAUCAAGGUGGACACGGGCGUGGUGGUGGAGGAAGGCGAGCUGAAGGACGAGGCCGAGGAGGGCGAGCUGCCCAUGGAGGUGAGCGCGGAGUUGGGCAGCGACCACAACGCCGUGGCCCAGCAGCGCGCCAUGAAGACCCUGUUCGGCGAGGAUGAGAGGGAGGCCUCUGAGGAGAGCGACGUCAUUCCUACCCUGGAGCCACUGCCGUCCAAUGAGAUCCCAGGACACCAGUCGGUGUUCAUCAACGAGCCACGCCUGUCGGACUUCAAGCAGGUCCUUCUGCGAGAGGGGAUCCAGGCGGAAUUCGUCGGGGGGGUACUGGUCUGUAACAACAUGGUUGCGGUUCGCAGGACUGAAGCCGGCCGGAUCGGCUUGGAAGGCUGCCUCUGUGACGACUACUUCAAGAUCCGGGACUUACUCUACCAGCAGUAUGCCGUGGUGUAGGACCACGCCUCCAACCUCUUCUGCCCUUGUUUCAUGGGAGCCAAUCGGACAACGUCCAAGCUUUCGCUGUGGUCUCUAGUGCGUCUGUAAAAGGCUUCAGAAUUCGGUUUCUUUUGUACCCACUUUUAUCGUUCAUUUUCCUAGCCAUGGCCCCCCGAGGAUUUCCUGCUGUGAACGCUGGGGACGACCCCGGUGGGUUUGCCCUCAAACUCAACCUUGAACUCGACACCUUCUCGUGGAUUGUCGUUAUUCCGUGCAGGGUGGAUAUGUCCUCUUGUUUUCUUUUAUAUAAAAUACAAGUUAGAAAGAUUC